AUGGUCAAAGAAACACUGCUGUGGUGUCUGUGUAACGAAGGCUUUGGCUGCUGCCGUGGGCAACGAGCCCCGGGUCUCUACGUGGGUGUCUACGUGGGUGUCUACGUGGGUGUCUGCGUGGGUGUCUACGUGGGCCUCUACCCCUCGUGUGGCACCCACGGGCGCAUACUCUCUAUAUCCAGCCAAGGCAUCGACUUUAAAAUGCCGUCGACUCCACAGGGCACGACUCUGAUAGUUACGGAAAACCUGGGCGCCCCUCUGGGACCAGGGCUUAAUAGCAAGAAGUUUAAGGGAGAGAAUGACAGGGAAGGUGGCGGGGAAGACGGCGGGGAAGACGGCGGGGAAGACGGCGGGGAAGACGGCGGGGAAGACGGCGGGGAAGAUGGCGGGGAAGACGGCGGGGAAGAUGGCGGGGAAGAUGACCUGUUUGUGAGGUUCAACUCCAGCCACGGGUUCCCGGUGGAGGUCGACUCGGCCACCAGCAUCCUCCAGCUCAAGAAGGCGGUUGCCAAGCGACAGGGGGUUCCAGCCGACCAGCUGCGUGUGAUUUUUGCGGGGAAGGAGCUCAGGGAUGACUUGGUGGUGCAGAGCUGUGACCUGGACCAGCAGAGCAUCGUCCACGUAGUGCUGAGACCCAGGAGAGAAGGCCAGGCGACGACCCCCGGCGGGGACGGUCCCCGGAGCACUGCGGGCGCCUCCAGGAGGGAGCCUGAGAGCCUCACCCGCGUGGACUUCAGCAGCUCUGUCCUGCCGACCGACUCGGAGGGCCUGGCUGUCAUUUUGAAGGCUGACCGGCCCGCGGGGAGACCAGCAGGCAGACCAGCCUACAACAGCUUUUACGUCUACUGCAAAGGCCCCUGCCAAGGAGUGCAGCCAGGAAAACUCAGAGUGCGCUGCAGCUCCUGCCAGCAAACCACGCUCACCUUGGCCCAGGGCCCGUCCUGCUGGGAAGAUGUCUUAACCCCAAACCGGAUGAGUGGGGAAUGCCAGUCUCCAGGCUGCCCUGGGACAAGCGCAGAAUUUUUCUUUAAAUGUUCAGCACACCCGACCUCUGACGAAGAAACGUCAGUAGCUUUGAACCUGAUCACAACAAACCGUCGAGGAAUCCCCUGCAUCACAUGCACGGACGUCAGGAGCCCUGUCCUGGUUUUCCAGUGCAACCACCGCCACGUGAUCUGCUUGGACUGUUUCCACUUGUACUGCGUGACCAGGCUCAACGACCGGCAGUUCGUCCACGACCCGCAGCUCGGCUACUCGCUGCCCUGUGUGGCUGGCUGCCCCGACUCCUUGAUUAAAGAGCUCCAUCACUUCAGGAUCCUUGGAGAAGAGCAGUACAACCGGUACCAGCUCUACGGCGCCGAGGAGUGCGUGCUGCAGAUGGGCGGCGUGCUGUGCCCCGGCCCUGGCUGCGGGGCCGGGCUGCUCCCGGAGCCCCAGCAGCGGAAGGUCACAUGCGAAGGGGGCGACGGCCUGGGCUGUGGGCUCGUCUUCUGCCGGGACUGCAAGGACGCCUUCCACGAAGGGGAGUGCAGCGCCCUGGCCGCCCCGGGAGCCGCCGCCCAGGUCUACAGGGUGGAUGCGAAGGCCGCGGAGCAAGCUCGCUGGGAAGAAUCCUCCAAAGAAACCAUCAAGAAGACCACCAAGCCCUGCCCCCGCUGCCACGUGCCUGUGGAGAAGAAUGGAGGAUGCAUGCACAUGAAGUGCCCGCAGCCCCAGUGCCGGCUGGAGUGGUGCUGGAACUGCAGCUGCGAGUGGAGCCGCGCCUGCAUGGGCGACCACUGGUUCGACGUGUAGCUGCCACGGGCCCGCCACCGGCCGCCCAAGACACAGCGACCAGCGUCUGCGACUCUUCC
Messenger RNA from Miniopterus natalensis, 1853 nucleotides. The record is from RefSeq and is a predicted model, not a curated record. NCBI's taxonomy places the organism in Eukaryota, Metazoa, Chordata, Mammalia, Chiroptera, Miniopteridae.